Helianthus annuus (common sunflower) is the source of this 1678-nucleotide messenger RNA. Its product is annotated as putative ubiquitin-conjugating enzyme E2 38. The coding region runs from base 163 to 1479 and encodes 438 amino acids. Lineage: Eukaryota; Viridiplantae; Streptophyta; Magnoliopsida; Asterales; Asteraceae. Gene Ontology annotation, molecular function: ubiquitin conjugating enzyme activity. The record is from RefSeq and is a predicted model, not a curated record. The transcript is spliced from 6 exons.
UCAAGCCCCCUUUAACACCCCCAUUGUUUUAUGGUGGGGUUGACGCUAGGCGCCAUUACAAGAAGUACCCAAACAUUCUCUCUCCGACUCUCCCCUCAGCUAUACAACUGAUUCUUCCUCUGGGUUUCUCAAAUCAAAUCGAAUUUUCACAUUAUUCGAUCAAUGGAAGUUGAAAUCGACAUAAAGGACACCGAUGAUUCAAUCGCAAACAAAACCACACACGAUCAGGAUGUUGUGAAGCCUGCUAAUGUGUCAGACCAUGGUGACGAAAAUGAAGAAGAAGAAGAUUUUGAUGACGAUGACGGAAUGGUUGAAUUUGAUGAUGAUGAAGACGGUGAUUACUAUAUGUCCGAAAACUCCAAAGAAGACGACGAAGCACAUUAUCUGAGCAUGCAAGCUCAGUUUGAUAACGUUGAUCUGCCACCCGGAGUCGAAGCAUCUUUUUCGUGGUUAAGUGAUCCUCAACCCGUCACAAGUGCUAAACCAAUCAAUCCUCCUGUCGAAACCCAUGAUCAUGAAAUUCCAAAUAUCCCCUUUUGCACAAGCAACGACGUUGCAUCAAGCAGUUCAUCCGUUCUUCCAAACGUAAUAUCAACUUCUGGAGCUGAAAAUGAAGAUAAAACGAAAGAUGAAGUGAAGCAAAAGUUUGAAAACUUCAAGUCGUUCGAUAUUGUUGAUGAUUUUUCUGAUCAUCACUUUAAUAAUGCUGGUUUUCAAGGCCAACAGCCACCUAAGACAUGGACAAAGAAAAUUCAAGACGAGUGGAAAAUACUAGAGAAGGAUUUACCAGAUACUAUAUUUGUGAGGGUAUAUGAAUCAAGAAUGGAUCUUUUGAGGGCUGUGAUCGUAGGACCCGCAGGCACCCCGUAUCACGAUGGUCUUUUUGUGUUUGAUGUUCACUUUCCUCCUACCUACCCAGACACCCCCCCGAUGGUUUACUAUUACUCUGGUGGGCUCCGGCUAAACCCGAACUUGUACGACGAUGGGAAAGUAUGCCUUAGCCUUCUCAACACCUGGACCGGUCACGGGAGUGAGAAAUGGAUGCCGAAUAACUCAACUAUGCUUCAAGUUUUGGUGUCGAUUCAGGCCCUGAUUUUGAACGAUAAACCCUUCUUUAAUGAGCCGGGAUAUGAUGAUAUGUAUCCUGGAGUUGCGGGUGACGAGAAAUCCAAGAGUUACAAUGAAGAUAUGUUCAUUUUAUCGUUGAAAACAAUGAUAUACACACUUAGGAGACCUCCAAAGUAUUUUGAGGAACUUGUUGUCGGGCAUUUCUGUAGCCGUGCACAUGUGAUUUUAUCUGCAUGUAGGGCUUAUAUGGACGGUGUUGAAGUGGGUUCAACGAUUGAUGGUGAACACCCUGUUGACAAAAGCGGGUCAAAGGCGUUUAAGGCAGCUGUGGGUAGGAUGAUCAACGGUCUGGUCUCGAGCUUUAGUAGAUCUGGUGCAACUGAUUGUGACCAGUAUCGUGUUGAAAACUGAUAUUUGUUACAAGUUUAAUGGGUACUCUUAGUUAUCUAGGUGCACAAAAUGGUAAAUAUUUUUGACGAUGGAAAACUAGAAUCGCAUGUCGGAUUCUUGGACUUAGGAUUUGGUUGAUUUUGAUUUUCGAACGUUGAUAUCGCAGACUUUUUGUUGAUAUUCAUUUUAUCAACAAAAUAUAACCCAAUAUUUACGUGAA